UGCCUUCGUAAAUCAGUUAAAGCUUUUCAGAAAUAUUGUUUAUGAACAAAUAUAAAUUGAUUAGGAACAGCUUUAUAUCCUGAACCUGUCAGCACUUAUAUCGUCAACAUUUUUUAAAGAAAAUAUUUGGAUCUGAUUUUAGUCGUUCAAAUUAUACUUUGCAUCUUUGGAAAGAUCGAUAAUAAAGCAAUCCCGUCAUGGACUCUUGGAAGGACAUCUUGGAGGAGAAUGUGGAGAGGAUUUUAAAGGGUGAGGGACUGGAAGUGAAAGAGUGUGAUUCGGCCAGAGAUCAGGUGCAGCCGGUGACGCUGAGGAAAGAUGUGUGUUACAUUGUUGCUGCAGUUAUCUUCAACUCAAAGGAGGAGGUGUUAAUGGUGCAGGAGGCAAAAACAGAGUGUUAUGGCAGAUGGUACCUCCCUGCUGGUCGUAUGGAGGGUGGUGAAAGCAUUCUAGAGGCGCUACAGAGAGAGGUCAAAGAAGAGGCUGGAAUAGACUGCCAGCCAGUCACAAUCCUGCUGGUACAAGAACAAGGGCCACAGUGGGUUCGCUUCAUCUUUCUUGCUGAAGUUACAGGGGGGUCUCUGAAGACGACAGCAGAGGCGGAUGGAGAGUCGCUGCAAGCUCAGUGGUGGGAUCGAGAGUCUCCGCUUCCUCUGCGAGGACGUGACAUACUGUCCCUCAUCGCCGCUGGAUUAAAAUAUCUUCAGAAUCCCUGGUUCCAAGCGUUAAAACCCGUUGACAUACCAUGUCAAGUUAUUUGCCAAAGACUGCUUCUAACAUUUGUCACUAGCAGAAGUGACAGCAGUGAGGAGGACCGCUUGUGGCUGUUGCUGAGCAACAGUAAAGGGGAAGAUGCCAGGUCACAUUCUCAUCUUCCUGUUGAAGUAUCAAAUAAAAGGUGCACUGUCACAUGGGCAGUACUUAGGUUGGUUAAGGAGUGCAUGUCUUCAUCAUACAGCAGGCUAAACGUUACCAUGUGUGGAAUCCUGGGAUUGCAGCACAACGGGCGUGUUCUUGGGAAAACAGAUGGAAUCUGCUUCAACACGCUUGUGUUUUUGGAAUAUUCAGAGGAAGGGCCGGAAAUCGGCGGCCCGCCGCUGUUGGAUGGUGACUGCUACAGAUGGCAAGAGGUUACCAAUCAGCGCCUGAGGGCGAAGAUGCUACAGAGGAUUAAAGAAGGGUCCGUUUUGCCUGUACACAGUCUAUGAUGAAGAUGCUGAACUUGCAUUUCCAACAUGAGUGCCACGACUUGCUUCAAGCAUGUGGGCUCACUGGCUGUACUUUUACCCUUUACUCUUUGAAUUGAACUACACUCACAAAAUAGUCCUUCGCUUGCACUUUACCACAGCCAAUUAUAUGAAGAGUUUGUUUCCAAAAUGAGACAACUUUUUUUUUUUGUCAAAAAUCAUGUUUUUUAUUAUGUUAUAAUUUUUUAACGCGUUAGUUAGCUGUAUUUUUGUGUUAUUAUGGCUCAAAUCAAAACAAACCCACUGCAGUUUGAUUGUUAUUAAUUGCAAUGCGCGAUAACAAAACAUGAUUAUAGAAAUGUUUCUCAUUUUGGAACCAAACUCUUCAUAUGUAGAAUUUAAUGUAAAGACAUUCUAGUAGGAUGCUGGUAUUUAGACAUUAAUUUAAAGGAAAAGUUCAUGAAAAAUAUAUAUAUUUUCUCAUUUACUUGGCCUACUGCAAUAGAGGGUAUGGACGUGGACGCCGAAAACACUCAGGAAUAUCAGGAUUUCGCAAUUCCGAUCAACUUUUCAGUUUCCAGGAACACCUGAUUCCUAUGUAAGUCGAGUCCAGCUGAUUGUAAUUUCAGCAAAUAAUUGCAUGUUUUAGUCCCGGUUUCUUUGUUUCUCUUAGUCUCCUCAGCCAAUUUGCUGGGUGUUUUGCCAAACAGGGGAAUGUGUCCUCGGGAGUGUCCCAACAUGCUCACAUGGUAAAUGAGAUCAAUGCAUGCCCUCUAUUCUAAGUGAGCUAUAUCUGAAAAACCAACUUGUUCCCAAAAGCACAUACAUCAAACAUCAGAACUCGACUCUCCUGUAAAAGCAUAGACAACUGUUACCUGGAAGCCAAUGGUUAUAGUUACAAAAGUUUGAAAUAUUAAUAUUUUUCUUACACAAACCAAUUUUUUCACUUCUGAAGAGAUUUAUUAAUCCACUGGAGUUGCUUUUUGGGCACAGGUUGACCACCAUACAAUGGCAUUAUAAAGCUAUGAAGAGCCAGGAUAUUAUUUUAUGUAACAACAGGUUGUUUUAUAUAACAGGUGUUCAGCUGAAGGAAUGCAUGAAGGUGAAGUAAUUCUAAAUUAAUUUUCAAUUUGGAUCAAUCUAAAUGGAAUAAUAUUGAUUUUGCUAAACACAUUAUUUUAAAUGGCAUACAACUGUAAAAAAAUAUUUGGAUUUAUUAUAUAUAUAUAUUUAAUAUUUUUAUUUUCUUAUUAGUUACCCUUGUUGCCUUAAAAAAUUGAGUAAACUUAAAAAAUAAUGGUCAACUCAACCAGUUUAGUCAACUCAACAAGAAUGUUUUAGUUAACAAAUUUUUUUGUUGAAUUAAUUAAAAUUGUAAGGCAACCAGGGCCCGGUUUCACAGACACGGCUUAUCUUAAACCAGGACUAUGCCCUAGUUGAAUUAAGAUAUGUAUUUAGCUUUUAUAAAAUGCCUUGGAAGAAUACUGGUGUGCCUCUUGAGACAAAACAAAGGCAUUGAUAUAUUUUAAGAUAUUUCUGGGCAAGUUAAAUUCAGUUAAGACAGGUCACACAUUGCUUUUAGUCUGAGACUAGCCUUAAAUCUUGUCUGUGAAACCGGGCCCAGGUAGCAUAUUUUUUAAAUUGAACCAAUAAUUUUUUUCAGUGUGCAGACAUAGACUCAAACCAAAAAUUAAACAGACAUCUCACAUUAUAACAGUUUUAUUAGCUUUAGUUUAGAAAUUGGUAAUAAAAUAUUACAAGACUUUAAACUAUGUCAGAACAAAUUCAUCUUGAUAAAGUCAGAUAACAUCGAUAGAAAGGUAUGUAAUGGAUAAGGUUGAAUAAGCUGUCAGAUGUUAAAUCAAAGCAAAACAUGGUCAAGUCAAACUGUCUGAAUCAUUUUUAAUACAUUUUACUGGUAUUUUAAAGUAUAAACAAUUUUUGCGUAUGUCACCGUUUAUUUCGCUAUAAUUUAAUAUAUAUAAUUUCUCACUUUUUUAUAAAAAAAUAAAAACACAAACCGACCAAAGGCUGUGACCUCCUAUAAUGCAGGCUGCUGGAGUAACUGAUUGCUUGAAAGCAUGAUUUUUAUAAAUGCUCAUGAUUGUCAAAACACACUCUUAAAUGUUCUUCAUAAUUUAAAGUUUAGACCUUUUACCAAAGCAAUAUUUUUGUUUAAAUAAAGGUGAGUAUGUAUGUUGCAUACGAUGACCUAUGCUGCUGUACAAUCUGUAAUAAAUUAACAAACAUAGAACGUCCAUGACGUCACCAGUCAAACCAUAUUUACCAACAAUGGUGAUCCUUGAAACAGUAAUAAAAACUGCAGUGAUGAUGAUAAACUUCCUGCUGCAGUCUCCAAAAAACAUCACACUGCAGUCUGCAUGACAACACUGGGUAAGGAGUGCAAACCUUUAAUAAACAUCCAGAAGUUAAGUAUGAACACAUGUGAAGGGCAGCACAAUGGGAGAUUUUCUGGGAAAACACACAAUGUGGUUUGUUUCAACCCUUUAUUGGAGUUUGCAGAGGAAGAGGAGAUUGAUCUGAAUAAAGCACCUAAAUUAGCAUAAUAAUUACAUUCUAGAGAAUUGUGUGCUUUUAAUAUUCUAGUAACAGUUCGAGCAGGGCCUUUUUCUAUUCCACCACAAUAACCUUUUGCCAAAUUCAACAUUGAAUAAGAAACGACUGAUUCAGUCUAUCAACCCAUCAAUGACUUGUACACGGGUACAAUCAUUUCAGAACAGAAAAAGACUUUCAAAACUGUUGCAACAAAGAUGGAAACACAACUCUUAAGUUUGCUAUUGGAAAUA
This is a messenger RNA of Triplophysa dalaica, 3994 nucleotides long. It is a transcript of the gene nudt18, whose product is annotated as nudix (nucleoside diphosphate linked moiety X)-type motif 18. The transcript has 4 exons. Gene Ontology annotation, molecular function: magnesium ion binding; 8-oxo-GDP phosphatase activity; 8-oxo-dGDP phosphatase activity. Lineage: Eukaryota; Metazoa; Chordata; Actinopteri; Cypriniformes; Nemacheilidae. The coding region runs from base 198 to 1208 and encodes 336 amino acids. The record is from RefSeq and is a predicted model, not a curated record.